AUGGUGGAGCUCCGGCCCUGGCAGGAGGGAGCGGGGCAGGCAGCAGGACCACAGCCCGUCUGUCGGUCAGGAGGGCAGGCUCUGCCCCCUCAGGGAAUCCCACGGGAUUCCGGAGAGUCCCGCGGGGGCCAGGGGCAGGAUAUAAACAGCUAUGAGAUCCAGAAGAAAAACUGCACGUGGCUCAUGGUAACACAUGAAAUGUGUAACAAAGACGAUGUGAUGACAGCACUAGAGAGAGCCACUGGUGACGUUGUGCUCAAGUUUGAACCAUUUGUUCUUCACGUGCUAUGUCAAGAGCUGCAAGAUGCACAGCUUCUGCAUUCAGUGGCUAUCGAGUCUGGGUUCAGGAACUCUGGUAUUACGGUUGGCAGAGGAGGAAAAAUUAUGAUGGCUGUCCGGAGUACCCAUGGCUUAGAAGUUCCAUUGAGCCACAAGGGGAAAUUGAUGGUCUCCGAAGAAUAUAUUGAAUUUCUGAUACAUGUAGCUAAUCGGAAAAUGGAAGAAAACACAAGGAGGAUUGACAGAUUCUACAAAUGCUUAGAGUUAGCUUUGAAAACUGCCAUCAGUGCAAACAGUUCGCCUUCUGAGGAGACGGAGAAGAAUCGCUCUGUGUACGUUCACAGAAGGAAGAGAAAGACCAUUCAAGAACAAGAUGUACACACCUCUCCAAAGGAUCACAGUGAAGAAGUGGAGCCUGAGGAUGAUGCAGAAAGCAAUCUUGAUAUUUUUGCUGAUAUCAUGAUAUAG
This is a messenger RNA of Nipponia nippon (crested ibis), 747 nucleotides long. NCBI's taxonomy places the organism in Eukaryota, Metazoa, Chordata, Aves, Pelecaniformes, Threskiornithidae. The record is from RefSeq and is a predicted model, not a curated record.